CCUGAGGGGCGGGCCAGUAUUCAUUGUAAGUAUUCAAACUCAGCAGCAAGUCUGAAGUUUUCCUCCCUUGUAAAUAGAUGUUUUCUUGAAACUUGGAGCACAGAGAGGAUCCUAAUUCCUUUAAAACUUUGUUUUCAGAUAAUUUCCCCAAGAACCACUUACUUCCAGAGGAUCCGUGGACUCUGAUCUGAAGUGCUCCAACCGGAAGAUGAACUCCAAUAGGAACGGUUGUGCUGAGUUGUCCCUGUCACUCGCUCUACAGGGUCAUUUGAUUUCAGAGAAUCAGAACUAGCCAUGUCAUCUGGCGUUCAGAGUUGGAGUCCCAGUCUGGAGGAUAAUGAUAGGGAGAAGUUUCGCAAAAGGCUUCUGAAUAUAGAUUCAAACCUUGAAGACACAGAGGUGGAAAAAUUAAAGUUUCUCUGCCGAGACUUCAUCCCCUACAGGAAGCUGGAGAAGGCCCGCUCGGCCUUGGAUAUUUUUGAGGAUCUCAUGACCGAGGACCUGCUGAAUGAGAAAGACCCCUUCCUCCUGGCGGAACUGCUCUACAUCAUGAAACAGAAUUCGCUGCUGAAGCACCUCAACUACACCAAAGAGCAAGUGAAAGUCCUGCUGCCCACCCGGAAGAAGGUGUCCCCAUUCAGAAACCUGCUCUAUGAACUCUCAGAAGACAUCGACUCAGAGAGCUUGAAGAACAUGAUCUUCAUUCUGAAGGAGUCCUUACCCAAAGUCGAGACGCCGACCUCGCUAAGUUUCCUGGGACAUCUGGAGAAACAAGCUAAAAUAGAUGCAGAUGAUCUGACGUUGCUGGAGGAUCUCUGCAAAAAUGUCUUACCUCAUCUUGUGAGAAAGACAGACAAAUAUAAAAAAGAGAAAGAAGCUGGGCAAAAAGGAAAAGAACUACUUUCUGCUUCAGACAUUAAUCAAAUCCGUCAAGCCUUACCAGCAGGUUCAUCGGAUAGAACUGUGUACAGGAUGAAUCGUAAACACAGAGGCUACUGUGUUGUUAUCAACAACCAGAACUUUACCUCACUGUCAGAAAGAGAAGGGACUAAAAAAGACGCUGAGUGCCUGAAGCAUGUGUUUCAGUGGCUUGGAUUCAACGUAGAUAUACGGGAUGAUGUAACUAAAGAAUGCCUGGAGGAAGUUCUACAAAAAUAUCAGCGUCAUCCAGACCAUGCCAACGGAGACUGCUUUGUGUUCUGUGUUCUGACCCAUGGGAAAUUUGGAGCUAUCUACUCUUCAGAUGAUGCCCUCAUUCCUAUUCGGGAGAUCAUGUCUCACUUCACAGCCAAGCAGUGCCCCGGUCUGGUUGACAAACCCAAACUCUUUUUCAUCCAGGCCUGUCAGGGCAAGGAGAUACAAUCUUCUGUAUGUAUUGAAGCAGAUGCUAUAAAUCCUGAAUUAAUAGAGCCUCCCCUUGAGGACAGUGUCCCAAAUGAAGCAGACUUCCUUCUUGGCCUGUCCACUGUCCCUGGCUACGUAUCUUUUCGUCACAGGAGAGAAGGGAGCUGGUAUAUUCAAUCUCUGUAUAACCAUUUGAAGGACUUGGUCCCAAGAGGUGAAGAUAUCUUAUCCAUCCUCACUGCUGUCAAUAAUGAUGUGGGCCGACGAGGACCGAAGAAACAAAUCCCUCAACCUGUCUUCACACUGCGUAAAAAAGUCAUCUUCCCUGUGCCCCCGCAAGAACUCCCAGAGAGAGUUCCCACUGACUCUUAGACUGGAAAGGAAUCUUGUUUCCCAACUUCCCACCCAGCGUAGGAAUCAGUGACAGAUGGUGAGCUGGCCUUCGUCUAUCAUUCUAGCAACAAGGAAUGUUCUACUUUCUGACACAGUUCUACUUUCUGUGCUUCCCCCCCCCCCCCCCCUAACAAAUCUAAAUACUACCAGACUUUUUUCUUUGUAACGAUUGAUGCCUUGGAUUAUAUUCUUGCCUUUUGCUCUGUACCCUGAGGAAAAAAAGCAAUUGGCUUUCGUUUGUGUAGCUGUGAAGGGAAAGAAGGAAGGAGGAACAUUUUAAGGUUCCCUUUCGCUCUAGGGACCAAUGUUCUUAGAUUUCCCCUCUACCUGACCACUCCUUGUUAUAAGGGGCCACUCCCUGUGUCCCCCUCCCCAUGGCCCUGUUUUGGACAUUGGCCCAUGAUGAGAGCACAAGAUCACGGUUUCCAACCCUCCUCUGCUCUUCCCUUCCCAAAGCUUUCCUUCUACACACCUCCCGAGGGGCACCUUGGGUUUACAGCCACGCCCGCCUCCUGCAUCUCUGUCCCGGAAGGUGCUGCUGCAGGAGCGGGGCCCGCUCUAGGAAAUGACAGCUGAGUGUACACGAGACUCACGUGCAGCUACUCCGGGAGCAGGAACUUUACAGCCUGAUGCUACUUCCCUGUCAGCCAGAACCUUGCAGAGGCUGGUGACAGAACACUCAACUCAGACGGAGGAUAGCAACAGGUUUAUUGCCUCUGCCACUUGCAAACGUGAAUGCAUGAUGCUGACUUCCGGUGAGGCCUGCAUCGGGACUCUGCAGUACAGCCUGAGUCUCCGGGCCUGGGCCCUCAGGGUUGGCAGCUGUGCCCACAGGCUCGCUCGGCUCCUCCAGCCACAGGAAGAGGAGAGGAGCAGCUUGGGGGACCCACCCUGCUCACAGGGAUUGCUGCCCCCUCCUUGGCCAGAGAGGUGUCUGGCUAUGCCUGCGGAGAGGUGGCUCUGUAUGGCAGCCUUGGUGCUUCUAAAAUGAAUGUUUGUGAACUCUGUUUUCAAUUUUGAGAGGGAUUUCUCUUUUUUAAUUCUUGGAAAGAGAGAGAUGGGAAGUGCUUCGGUUAAGACCUUCGUUUAUAGAUGAGGAAGCUGUGGUCUAAGGAGGCAGGGCAAUGUGCUGCUGCCUCCCAGCCGGUUACUGGUUACGUGACUCCAUUUCCUGCGUAAGUGAGCUGAGCAGCCCUGGGACACAGCGGGGCUUUCUGAACGGCCCCUCGGAUACAUGCCCUCCCUCCCAGAGUUUUGUGUCGAUUGGUUGUACUUAUAUGCAUGUAUACAAGUCCUCCGGUUGAUCUCUUAUCUCCCCCAAAGCUAGUUUUUUGAGCCUUAUCUAUAAAUUAGAGAAAAUGUUAUCUGUGGGGAGGUCACGUAACCAGUAACCAGCUGGGCGGCAGCAGCACAUUGCCCUGCCUCCUUAGACCGCACCUUCCUCAUCCAUAAACUCACAUACAUACAGGGUGGGGUAAAAGUAGGUUGACAAUUGUAAACCUUUUGCCCCAUCCUGUAUAUAUUCUUAGGUUUAAUGGCUAUUUAUUUAGUUACCUAUUUAAUUAUAUAGAUAGCUAAAUAGAGACACCUGUAUGCAAUGUGCUGCUGUGCAUAUAAGGCCUUUAGAUGCAGAGUCUUUUGGUAGGAAUGUAAAUGAAAAUAGCAGAAUCUGAGUUCCUUUGCAUCUAAUUCCAGCUACUUGUAGCUGCAAAUCAACACUAGCAAUACCUACUGCCAUCCUCUGAGUGAAGAGCUGGCUCUUCCCUCACUGGCUCACCAUGCCCUGCAGCAACCAGGCCAGCUCCUGACUCUGAGUCAGAUAGACAAAACACUGCUGAUGAAGUCUCCCUCAUUGGAAACAUUUGGGGUUCACCCUGUGGGACUACUUCAGGGACUUAUCUUGGUGAUGGGCAGGUAUGAUAUCAAGGGGAUUCCCCCUUAGUAAUACAAUAUCUCCCGGCCAAUGAUUAGGUUAUUUAAACAUAUAAGCAACUGGUGCAUUGUGGGUACUGGCCAAUCAGGGAAUAGACUCUGACCAGUAUAAUCCAGUGGUAAAUGCUGCUGAAUUACACCCCUUUACCAAUGAUCAAGUCUCCACUAAGGCCAAUCAAAUUAGAAGUUUAGCUCAUUUUAGAGAUAACUUUUGUGCCAUUUCUACCUUACAAAGUCUUCCAGGUCUGAUGCUGUCUGAGUGAUUUAGUCAAGCUGUUCUCAGCCUGGAAUUCUUGGGUCCACAGGUGUUUGUGGCUUCCUUCUACGGGGUCUUUCAGUCCUCCACCAUCAUUUUAAAUGUUGUCAUUCCUUUUUGGUGAUAAUGAAAAAAACAUUAAUAGAAGUGCAUCCUGGCUCUUCUGUAUGACCACUUUAUAUGCAUUUGAGUUCUGCUACACAAACUCUGUGCUCACAUCCUGAUGUUUAUCAAAGGGUUGAACUUUUU
Messenger RNA from Pipistrellus kuhlii (Kuhl's pipistrelle), 4174 nucleotides. It is a transcript of the gene CASP10, whose product is annotated as caspase 10. The record is from RefSeq and is a predicted model, not a curated record. Bases 295 to 1716 code for a protein of 473 amino acids. Gene Ontology annotation, molecular function: cysteine-type endopeptidase activity; protein binding. Gene Ontology annotation, biological process: proteolysis; negative regulation of extrinsic apoptotic signaling pathway via death domain receptors. Lineage: Eukaryota; Metazoa; Chordata; Mammalia; Chiroptera; Vespertilionidae. The transcript is spliced from 9 exons.